GUAAACUGGUCAACAUUCCUUUGUCUUUGUUUUCCUUUCUUGUAUUUUCGUUUCUCCUAAUUCUCACAUUGUUUCCUCCAAUUCCUUCUGCUAGUCAGUUGAACAUUGGAUUUAGGCCUACUCACCUGUAUCCUAUACAAGGAAACAAUAGAGACUCAAUAAAGCCCAUGCUUAAAGAGAUACAUUCUCAGAGGCAAGUAGAUUAUUGUAGGGCCUACAAUAAAUGAAUAAGGGAAAUUACAAUGUUUCUAUAGGGUGUUCUGCAUACUACAGGAUUAUUCCCAUAAAUUAACAGGGUCGACAAAUAGCAUGUUUAUAAACAUGAUUAAAUCAUUCAGUUUGAGAUAUAUAAAUAAAUUAACUGUAGGUGUCAGGCAUAGCUGCCCUCCCUCUUCUGUGUGCACAACUGGUGGUUGUUCAUUAACGCCUGGGACAGAGUGGCUGGCAGGUACUAUCUCACUGAAGCGCUCACUGGUGGAUCUAUUGCCUUCACUACUCCUUCAAACCUUUCUACUUUUAAUAUCAGAGGGUUGUCUACUUUUUUGUUAAUUUACCAUUUCUUUAUCCAGAGAGUUGGUUGAGCUGACAUAAACAACUUCUUUCUAUCCCAUUUGUUCUUGUUCUACCUUAUAGCUCUGGUAGGUGUGUCUCCUGUGAUUGCAACUAACUUAGUGUUCAUUUGUUUUUUGUAUUUGAUGGUCUGUCCAUUAUUUUUCAUUUUAUAUUUAGCCUGUCUAAGAAUUGAAGUCGUUUACUCAAAUAGAUUUUUUUAUUUUUACAGUCCAGCUUUUUAAAACAAUAUUUUUUCUUAUUUCUAUUUCUAACUUUUCUACCGUUUUGGUUUGGAGUAGCCUGUAACCUUUAAGGGUGUGUCUUUAAAGAUGUCAAGAAUUUCUACAUCGGGAUUUAGAUAGUGGAGUCUUUUUUACAGUAUUUAAAAAAAAAUCCUGUUCUAUACAGCAUCAAAAUGGUGAAUUCACAUUGUUUUCUUUGCGUCGGAGUCUUAUUUGUGGCACUUGUUGAGAGCCGAAUGCUGGACAAGUGCAUGAAAUCCAAACCCAAAUACACCAUGAAUGUUGUACUUUUGGAGGAUCAAACCUCAGACUGGAGCCUCAGGUUUGUAAAGGGUGCAGUGUUGCAAGCAAUUGAAGCGGACAGGCAACUGAACAUGGCAGCAGGUUUGAACACCAAUUUAACAGCCAAUUUCAAUGGGUUUAACACCACGCUGUACAAACGAAGGGGCUGUGGGAGCAGCACCUGCGAGGGAGUGGAGAUACUCAAGUCCCUGCAUACUAAAGGUGAGGUGGGAUGUGCCAUGCUGGGACCCUCCUGUACAUUUGCCACUUUCUUUAUGGUGGACGUGGAGAUAGGCCUGACCCUGACUAUCCCCAUCAUCUCCGCUGGGAGCUUCGGUCUGUCCUGUGACUACAAGGCCAACCUGUCCCGCCUGCUGCCCCCGGCACGCAAGAUCUCCAACUUCUUUGUCCACUUCUGGAACUUCACCAGACAUGGUCUGAAGAUGCACUGGGGGAGGGCUUAUGUCUACAAGAAGGCAGACCAAACUGAAGACUGUUUUUGGUACAUCAACGCGCUGGAGGCACCCUCGGUCCAGUUUGCUAUGUCAAUCUCAAGAGAGAUGCUACGCAGCAAGAACGAGAUAAAGAAAGCUAUUCAGUCUGAAAACAGACACAGCAACGUAUUUAUUCUCUGUGGAACCCCAGAUGACAUCACCACUAUAAAGAACGAAACAACGAUUCCCCCAGAAAUUGUCUUCAUCCUCAUCGAUAUCUAUAACCAUGGGUAUCACACGAACAUGACUGCCAACCCAAGCAUGGACAAUGUUCUGGUGCUCACCUUGCCUGAGAGACAAUACAACAACACAGUAGUUUACAACAGCACGAAGUUAAAUGACUAUGUGGCGGGUUACCAUGACGGCGUGUUGCUCUUUGGCCAUGUGCUGAGGCAGAGGUUGACCAGUGAGCUGAGAGGCAGAGCAACACAGUCCACCACCACAGAGCUCCCCGAUGUAAACCCCUUCAGGAAUGUCUCUUUUCAAGGUAUGGGGGGACACUACGUUCUGGAUGAGAAUGGGGACAGGGACGUGAACUUCUCUGUGAUUUACACAUCCACCAUCGAUAAACAGUACAAAACCCUGUUUGUGUUUGAUACUUCCAUAAAUGAGACCAGAGUGGAGGACAACACCCCCUCACUGCCCUGGCCCGGGUCCCAACUGCCAGAUGACAAACCAAUCAACCCUAACGAUCUGAAGACAAAGGAUAUCAUUGUGAUCGUCCUGAGUGUCAGUGUUGUGGUGGUGACUGCCAUCGCUCUGAUCUUCUACAGGCAGAACAUGAAGGAACGUCAAAACCAAAAGAGGUGGUCCCACAUCAGCCAAGACCUGAUUAGUCCGCUGGAUGGGAAAGAGUUAAGCCUGGUCUCACUGAAGAUCGAUGAAGACAACAGGAAGGACAGCUGUUACCAGAUUCACAGGGCUCGCUAUGACAAAAAGCCCGUGAUCCUGAAGGAGCUGCAACACACAGACGGCAACUUCAGUGAGAUCCAGAGGAUUGAGCUCAACACUCUCCUGCGUAUUGACUACUACAACCUGACCAAGUUCUAUGGCACGGUGAAGUUUGAGUAUGGUCUGUUUGGAGUGUUUGAAUUCUGUGAGAGGGGAUCCCUGAGGUAUGUCCUUAAUGACACAAUCUCCUAUCCUGAAAAGACCUUCAUGGACUUGGAAUUCAAGAUAUCAGUCAUGUAUGACAUAGCUAAGGGCAUGUCCUACCUCCACACCAGCAACAUUGAGGUCCAUGGCCGACUGAAGUCCUCAAACUGUGUGGUGGACAACCGCAUGGUGGUCAAAAUCACAGACUUUGGCUGCAACACCAUCCUCAACCCCUGCAAAGACUUGUGGACGGCUCCAGAACACCUCCGGAAGCAGGGGAUCUCCCAGAAGGGCGACGUCUACAGCUUUGCCAUUAUCGCUCAGGAGAUCAUACUGAGGAAGAACCCCUUCUUCACCCAGGCCUGCUCCGACAUCGCAGAGAAGCUGUACAUGGUGCAGUACCCAAGUCAAACUGGCUUCUUCAGGCCAGAUCUGAACUUUGAGACAGCAGCAGAAAACGAGGCGGAGCUUUACAUGCUGAUAAAGAACUGCUGGGAAGAGGACCCAGAGAGGAGGCCAGACUUCAAGAAGAUAGAGGGAUCUCUGGGUAAGAUAUUCAGCAACCUGCACAACCAGGCUAAUGAGAGCUACAUGGACAACCUGAUCCGUCGGCUGCAGAUGUACUCCAGGAACCUGGAGCACCUGGUGGAGGAGAGAACCUCUCUGUACAAAGCUGAGAGGGACAGGGCUGACAGGCUCAACUUCCUGCUCCUGCCAGCCCCAGUGGUGCGUUCCCUGAAGGAGACGGGCAGUGUGGACCCAGAGCUGUUUGAUGAGGUGACGGUCUACUUCAGCGACAUCGUGGGCUUCACCACCCUGUGCCAGUACAGCACGCCCAUGGAGGUGGUGGACAUGCUCAACGACAUCUACAAGAACUUUGACAGGAUCCUGGACCACCAUGAUGUAUACAAGGUGGAGACGAUCGGUGAUGCGUACAUGGUGGCGUCGGGGUUGCCGCGGCGCAAUGGCAACCGGCACGCAGUGGACAUCGCCCACAUGGCCCUGGACAUCCUAGCUUUCGUAGGGACCUUCCAGCUCCAACACCUACCGGGCAUACCCCUGUGGAUCCGCAUCGGGGUGCACUCAGGGCCGUGUGCGGCGGGUGUGGUGGGGAACAAGAUGCCACGUUACUGUCUGUUUGGAGACACAGUCAACACUGCCUCACGCAUGGAGUCCACAGGCCUGCCACUAAGAAUCCAUGUCAGCCAGUCCACCAUAAACAUCCUCCAACGGACAGACUGCAAGUUUGAGUUUGAGCAGAGAGGAGAGACCUUUCUGAAGGGUAAAGGCAAUGAGAUGACAUACUGGUUAACAGGGGUGACAGGGACAGAAUACAACCUGCCAACGCCCCCGACAGCGGAGAACUUCCAGAGGCUACAGCAGGAUCUGUCUGAGAUGAUCGUGUCCAGCCUGGAGAACAGAGGGCCAGGGACCAACGGAAUGAAGAAGAGGAAGACCCUCUCCACCAGAGUCAGGAGGAGGGAGACCAAUGGGAGCCAGGAGGACGGCCUGCCAGAGUACCUGCACCUGGCCAUCACAGACAUUCCCAGCACCUACCUGUAGCCACCCAGGACCAGACUGCCUCCUGUGGAGAUACAGGGCUACUACAUGCUGUCAAAUGGUGACCGUGGAGUCAAGUAGCCUUAUACAUAGGAAACCAUAGGAAACUGAUACAAUAGUUACAGUAAUGCCUUAUACAUAGGAAACCUGACUAUUUUCCAAUGAAUUUCUGGGUAAAAGACAUGGCUUUCUGGUUUGAGCUAAAGGUUAUUUUGGGUCACAUGAGCAAAAUGUGUGGGGACGUUCCAUAAAUAGUCUGUAACGGAGAUGCUUUAGGAAAACCUGAACCAGUAAACCAAGAAGCCCCUGAAGAAAAGACAAAUAUGAGUAUUGUUGCAUUUUCCCAGCGAUCAACAAUGAACAAUUGUUCAAAAUAAUAUCACUGAUUAUCACCGAAGCAUAAUAAUACUAAAGCUUAAUAUUGCCAUCAAUAACGUGAUGAGGUGAUAUAAGGUGAUACAUCUUAUAGUGCAUUUUAUUGUGUCAUAGUUUAUCAUCGUAAUCUCAGUGCAUUUUAUUGUGUCAUAGUUUAUCAUCGUAAUCUCAGUGCAUUUUAUUGUGUCAUAGUUUCUCAUUGUAAUCUCAGUGCAUUUUAUUGUGUCAUAGUUUAUCAUCGUAAUCUCAGUGCAUUUUAUUGUGUCAUAGUUUAUCAUCGUAAUCUCAGUGCAUUUUAUUGUGUCAUAGUUUAUCAUCGUAAUCUCAGUGCAUUUUAUUGUGUCAUAGUUUAUCAUCGUAAUCUCAGUGCAUUUUAUUGUGUCAUAGUUUAUCAUCGUAAUCUCAGUGCAUUUUAUUGUGUCAUAGUUUAUCAUCGUAAUCUCAGUGCAUUUUAUUGUGUCAUAGUUUAUCAUCGUAAUCUCAGUGCAUUUUAUUGUGUCAUAGUUUAUCAUUGUAAUCUCAGUGCAUUUUAUUGGUUCAUAGUUUAUCAUCGUAAUCUCAGUGCAUUUUAUUGGUUCAUAGUUUAUCAUCGUAAUCUCAACGCAUUUUAUUGGUUCAUAGUUUAUCAUCGUAAUCUCAGUGCAUUUUAUUGGUUCAUAGUUUAUCAUCGUAAUCUCAACGCAUUUUAUUGGUUCAUAGUUUAUCAUCGUAAUCUCAACGCAUUUUAUUGGUUCAUAGUUUAUCAUCGUAAUCUCAACGCAUUUUAUUGGUUCAUAGUUUAUCAUCGUAAUCUCAACGCAUUUUAUUGGUUCAUAGUACGUAAUGUGUUUUUAUCCUCAAAUUUGAUAGUAGACUGAAACACUAAUACGUCAUCAUUUUAAAGGCCCACAAUUUUCUUUAUAGGUUUUCCAACCUUUUAUUAGUAAAGUGUGUCCACUGAAUUGGAACAAAAUAACUUUCUGUAAAAGUUGAGUAUACUUUUGUUUAACCACAAACCUUGCCUCUUUCUUACCAAAAUGUACUAUAUAUGAGUCGGGGUAAAAUUUCUACAUGAUACGUUUUUUUUGUUUUGUUGAGUGUUGUGUCAAAUAUAUCCCCAAGUGAAUAGCAGUUGCCACCUGUUUUUCCACAUCAUGCACAAUAUGUAGCCAUAUAAUUGGUCAGAUAAUACCUUCAUUCUAAAACUACCAGGAAAAUCUACACAGAAUAAGAGUUCAAAUGGAAAUAUCCUAUAACAGCCCUGUUAUUAUUGGAGUUAACCCAAUCUACUCAAAUUUGUCUUAUUGUCUUUGACAAUAUUUAAGUAUAGAAACACAAGUACAUAGUUGUCUCCCACAGUAUAGGCUUACAGGUUUGUCUUACAUGCCUACACCAUCACGAAUGUGUAUUUUUACAUCUAAAUGAUUAUACUGUACCAACAAUACUGUAAAGAACAAGUCCUUUUGCUUAACAAUGGCCAUGUGAUUUUAUAUGUCAAAAUGAUGUCCUCUCAGUCAGAGAGCAUUGCACAGUCUUGGUGGUCACCAAAGCAGCAUCUUGCAUUUUGCAAUUAUGUUAGCACAGCUGUUCUGCCUCGAAGGCCAGCACCCCGGUGUCGCCUCUUUACUGUUGACAUUGAGACUGGUGUUUAUGCAGGUACUAUUUAAUGAAGAUGCCAGUUGAGGACUUGUGAGGCGUCUGUUUCUCAAACUAGACACUCUAAUGUACUUGUCCUCUUGCUCAAUUGUGCCCCGGGGCCUCCCACUCCUCUUUAUAUUCUGGUUAGAGCCAGUUUGCGCUGUUCUGUGAAGGGAGUAGUACACAGCGUUGUACGUUUCUUGGCAAUUUCUCACAUGGAAUAGCCUUAAUUUCUCAGAACAAGAAUAGACUGACGAGUUUCAGAAGAAAGUUCUUUGUUUCUAGCCAUUUUGAGCCUGUAAUAAAACCCACAAAUGCUGGUGCUCCAGAUACUCAACUAGUCUAAAGAAGGCCAGUUUUAUUGGUUCUUUAAUCAGCACAACAGCUGAUUAAAGCUGUGCUAAAAUAAUUGCAAAGGGGUUUUAUAAUGAUCAGUUAGCCUUUUAAAAUGAUAAACUUGGAUUACCUAACACAACGUGCCAUUUGAACACAGGAGUGAUGGUUGCUGAUAAUGCUCUGCUGUACGCCUAUGUAGAUAUUCCAUUAAAAUAAGUCUGCCGUUUCCACCUACAAUAGUAAUGUAUAAAAUUAACAAUUUCUACACUAUAUUUCUGAUCAAUUUGAUGUUAUUUUAAAAAUGGACAAAAAAGUGUUUUUCUUUCAAAAACAAGGACAUUUCUAAGUGGCCCCAAACAAUAAGGCAGCAGGUAGCCUAGUGGUUAGAGCGUUGGACUAGUAACCGAAAGGUUGCAAAAUCAAAUCCCGAACUGACAAUGUAAAAAUAUGUCGUUCUGCCCAUGAACAAGGCAGUUAACCCACUGUUCCUAGGGCGUCAUUUUAAAUAAAAAUGUGUUCUUAACUGACUUGCCUCGUUAAAUAAAAGGUCAAAAACCAACGGAUGUGUGUUAACAGUUAAAUAGACAGUAGGGCAGUCCCCAGAGAGCCUAUCAGAGGGGAACAGAAACUAGAGGAGCUUCAUGCUUAAUCUGUCUUCAACCCCACUUCACUCAAAUGAAAGCACUGAACAAAACACUUGCUGUGAAACACACAUAA
This is a messenger RNA of Oncorhynchus keta (chum salmon), 7270 nucleotides long. RefSeq names its product guanylyl cyclase C-like. The record is from RefSeq and is a predicted model, not a curated record. Gene Ontology annotation, biological process: protein phosphorylation; cGMP biosynthetic process; receptor guanylyl cyclase signaling pathway. Lineage: Eukaryota; Metazoa; Chordata; Actinopteri; Salmoniformes; Salmonidae. The transcript is spliced from 27 exons. The coding region runs from base 968 to 4228 and encodes 1086 amino acids. Gene Ontology annotation, molecular function: peptide receptor activity; guanylate cyclase activity; protein kinase activity.